AUGGCAGCCACCGACACAAAUGAGCCCGAAAAGGCUCAAGAUAUCACCAAAGCUGAGCAGCCUGCCGCCUCCCAAGUCGAAAGUGGCGUCACAAAACACAGCUCCAAAUUCCACCUCGACCUCGAGGAUGCCUUCACCCCAGACCCCGGCACGGAGGACAUGUUCCGGGUCGACAACAACAAGUUCGCCUUCUCGCCCGGACAGCUCUCCAAGCUCCUGAACCCAAAGAGCCUCAGCGCCUUUUACGCCCUCGGCGGCCUGGCGGGCCUCGAAAAGGGCCUGCGCACCGACCGCCACACCGGUCUGAGCCCCGACGAGGACGUCCUGGACGGCACUGUCAGUUUCGAGGACGUCGCGGCCAAGGGCGCCCCCAAGUAUGGACAUGGCGGGAAUACAGAGCCUCAGGGGAAGGGGACGGGUAAUGUACCCGAUGCCCCCCACAAUAAGCCGACACACGGCUUCACCGAUCGGCAACGCGUCUUCAGGGACAAUCGGCUGCCAGAGAAGAAGACCAAAUCGCUGCUCGAGCUGGCGUGGACGACGUACAAUGACAAGGUGCUUAUCCUGCUUACCAUUGCCGCCGUGGUGUCCCUCGCGCUUGGCUUGUACCAGACCUUCGGCGGCGACCACGAGCCGGGCGAGCCUCGAGUAGAAUGGGUCGAGGGUGUUGCUAUUAUGGUGGCCAUCGUGAUCGUUGUGGUUGUCGGCACUCUGAACGACUGGCAAAUGGAGCGGCAAUUCAACAGACUCAACAAGAAACACAAUGAUCGCACGGUCAAGGUUAUCCGCGCCGGCAAGUCAAUGGAGCUCUCCGUGUUCGACCUCAUGGUGGGAGACGUCAUGCAUCUCAGCACCGGCGAUCUUAUUCCUGUGGACGGCAUAUUCAUUGAGGGCCACGGCGUCAAGUGUGACGAAUCGUCCGCAACUGGUGAAUCGGAUCUGUUGAAGAAAGUCGCGGCUGACGAAGUCUUUGCGGCCCUGCAAGAGAUGGACCGUGAGAAGAAGGACAAUCCUGCCAUCGAGAAGAUGGAUCCCUUCAUUAUAUCAGGCAGCAAGGUCCAAGAGGGCACUGGCACGUUUGUUGUGACUGCCGUCGGUGUCAACUCGAGCUACGGUCGAACAGCAAUGGCGCUGCGAACUGAACAGGAGGACACGCCGCUGCAGCGCAAACUCAACAUUCUCGCCGACUGGAUCGCAAAGGUUGGCGGUGGUGCAGCUCUGGUUCUCUUUAUUGUGCUCUUCAUCAAAUUUCUCGCUCAGUUGCCCCACAACCAUGGCACACCUGGCGACAAAGGUCAAGAAUUUCUGCAAAUCUUCAUCGUCUCCGUCACAGUUGUUGUGGUUGCAGUACCCGAAGGUUUGCCCCUCGCAGUCACGCUGGCUCUAGCUUUCGCCACGACGAGGAUGAUGAAGGACAACAAUCUCGUGCGGAUUCUCAAGGCGUGUGAGACGAUGGGCAACGCAACGACCGUGUGCUCUGACAAGACGGGAACGCUGACACAGAACAAAAUGACCGUCGUGGCCUGCACAUUGGGCAAGGCGUUAAGCUUUGGCGGUACGGAGCCAACGCUCGACGACACGGCCGAGAAGAGCAGCGAUGGAGCGAAUGGUGCCGCCUCGGAAGAAAGCGCAGUGCCGAAUGUCCCCGUCAACGAAUUCGUCAGUGGCAUGAGCCAGGAAACUAAGAACGUUCUGAUCCAGGCAAACGCUGUCAACUCUACUGCCUUCGAAGGCGAGCAGGACGGAGAGAAGACAUUCAUUGGCUCAAAGACUGAAGUAGCCCUCUUGACCUUCUCCCGAGACCACCUUGGCGCUGGACCCGUGCAGGAGGAGCGAGAAAACUCCAAUGUGGUGCAGGUUGUCCCAUUCGACUCCGCGAACAAAUACAUGGCUACUGUGGUGAAGCUCCCCAGUGGCAAAUUCAGGGCUUAUGCGAAGGGUGCUUCUGAGAUUCUCGUGGGCAAGUGCACCAAGGUGAUCGCCGAUCCGAGCGCGAGCGAGCUCACAAGCACGGAAUUUACUGCGGAGGAUCGUGAAGCGACUCUAGCGACAAUCACCUCAUAUGCCGGUCAGACUCUUCGAACGAUUGCCUCGUCAUACCGCGACUUCGAGUCCUGGCCACCGGAGGGUGCUGUCUCGGAAGAAGACCCCAGGGCUGCGGAUUUCAACAAGUUACAUCAGGACAUGACUCUCGUAGCUAUCUUCGGUAUCAAGGAUCCUCUUCGUCCUACUGUCAAGGACGCUAUCAAGGACUGCCAGAGAGCAGGUGUUGUGGUCCGCAUGGUUACCGGCGACAACAUCCUUACGGGCCGAGCUAUUGCCAGGGAAUGCGGUAUUUAUCAUCCCGAAGACGGUGGAAUUGCUAUGGAAGGACCGGAAUUCCGCAGGAAGAGCGAGGAGGAGCUGAAGGAGCUCGUACCUCAUCUCCAGGUGUUGGCACGAUCAAGCCCUGAGGACAAGCGAAUUCUAGUCCGGACGUUGAAGGAGUUGGGCGAGACCGUUGCUGUUACUGGUGAUGGCACGAAUGAUGCGCCUGCACUCAAGAUGGCCGAUAUUGGAUUCGCUAUGGGUAUUGCGGGAACUGAGGUUGCGAAGGAAGCCGCUGCCAUCAUCUUGAUGGACGACAACUUUGCGUCAAUUGUAAAGGGUAUGAUGUGGGGCCGUGCAGUCAAUGACGCUGUGAAGAAGUUCUUGCAGUUCCAACUCACUGUCAACAUCACCGCCGUCGUCCUGACUUUCGUCUCUGCUGUGGCUAGCAGCGAUGAGGAGUCUGUCUUGAACGCCGUCCAGCUGCUUUGGGUCAACUUGAUCAUGGAUACAUUCGCCGCUUUGGCUUUGGCCACUGACCCUCCGAACCGAUCAGUGCUGGACCGCAAGCCCGACAGAAAGUCUGCUCCUUUGAUAACGCUAAGAAUGGCCAAGAUGAUCUUCGGGCAAGCCAUCUGUCAGCUGGCCAUUACAUUUGUUCUCAACUUUGGUGGUCCUAAGCUGCUGGGAUACGAUGUGCACGACGAGACCGAGAAGAAGGCGCUAAACACGCUUGUCUUCAAUACAUUCGUUUGGCUACAGAUUUUUAACGAAGUCAACAAUCGUCGCCUGGACAACAAGUUGAACAUUUUCGAGGCUAUCCACAAGAAUUACUUCUUCAUCAUAAUCAACCUCAUCAUGGUCGGUGGCCAAGUCCUGAUUGUGUUCGUCGGCGGCGAGGCGUUCAAGAUUGUCCGGCUCAAUGGCAAAGAAUGGGGCCUCUCUAUUGGUCUGGGUGCCAUCUCCAUCCCAUGGGGCGCCGCAAUUCGUCUCUUCCCCGACUCGUGGGUUGCCGCCAUGCUGCCCUGGUUCAUUCGCAAGAAAUGGGCACCGGAGACUAUCUCUCAAGACCUGGAGCAGCAGCACCGAGACGAGGUGGAGGGCAUCCAUCCGCCAUUGCGCGUGCUCACUGGCAUCCGGGGAGCAAGAGCCAGGAAGAAUAUGCGCGUUGGCAUGCGCGAAUACCUCCACGACCAGAAGGUCAAGGCGAAGGCGAAGAUGCAUGGUCAUACCACCUCGGAUACCGGAAGCGAUGUCGCGGAGAAGAAAUAG
Phaeoacremonium minimum UCRPA7 is the source of this 3579-nucleotide messenger RNA. RefSeq names its product putative plasma membrane calcium-transporting atpase 4 protein. Bases 1 to 3579 code for a protein of 1192 amino acids. Gene Ontology annotation, biological process: intracellular calcium ion homeostasis; calcium ion transmembrane transport. Gene Ontology annotation, cellular component: membrane; intracellular membrane-bounded organelle. The record is from RefSeq and is a predicted model, not a curated record. The transcript has 5 exons. Lineage: Eukaryota; Fungi; Ascomycota; Sordariomycetes; Togniniales; Togniniaceae. Gene Ontology annotation, molecular function: P-type calcium transporter activity; ATP binding; ATP hydrolysis activity.